Molecule: messenger RNA, 854 nt
Organism: Panicum virgatum (switchgrass)
Lineage: Eukaryota; Viridiplantae; Streptophyta; Magnoliopsida; Poales; Poaceae
Exons: 3
Coding region: 190-588 (132 amino acids)
Source: RefSeq, a predicted model, not a curated record
GACUCGGUUGGGCCGGGCCGAUGAAUAUACCUUCGCCUCCUCCUCCUUUCCCCCAAGCGUGCGCUGUUCCGAACUUGCAUCUCGGCACCUCCCGGAGACGAUCGACCUCGCCGCGCCGGCGACCGUCGCCGGCGACGCCAUCUAGCCACAGGUACAGUGGAGUGCUGAGGUGGAAGCACUCUGCUGUGAAUGGGGAAUGCUAUGAAUAAAGACAAAGUUCAUGGCAAGGAGACUCACGGAACAAGCAGCGAUAUAAACGAGAAUACAUCUGUGGACGAGGUGAAGGGUCCUAAUCUGCUUGAGAGAGCAAAGGAAGAGAUUGAAGCUCUCGCCAGGGCUGUUCAUACCAAGAUGGAGCACCAAUCCAGUCCCCAUGAAAAGGAGGAUGAAUCACAUAAGAAAGACAAGGAGGGGAGCCUGCAGGAAAUAAAAACCCACACAAAUGAAACUCAUGGAACAAGUACUGACAUAAGCGAGAACACACCAGUAGACAAAGUCAAAGGCCCGAAUGUGUUUGAGCGUGCCAAGGAAGAGAUCGAAGCUAUUGCCGAAGCUAUCCAUCCGAAGAAGGGACCAGACAGUAAGUGAGUGAUCCUGGGGGAAUCAUCACCUUCACUGGCUGCAAAAACAAUAACAUGAGCUAUAACCAGAUGAAUGCAUUUACGCUUUGGAGCUGUAAGAGCUUUGUUUGUUUGCUACACUAUUUUUCGUUGGGCCAUUGAGGUUUUUCUGCUUAACAGAGAGGCAUGUAAAAGUACCGAAUGUGGAAUUGUGAUGCGGAAAUUAUGUAAAAAUACUGAAUGUGGAAUUGUGAUGCAGAAAUUAUUGUGCUCGACAAUAUGUUGGUUCACCAA